This is a messenger RNA of Oikopleura dioica, 1158 nucleotides long. NCBI's taxonomy places the organism in Eukaryota, Metazoa, Chordata, Appendicularia, Copelata, Oikopleuridae. The record is from the annotation of a GenBank genome assembly.
AUGAGGAGUCCCUCGCCGAUACGCCAUACGAAUCGAAGCCCUGCUCCUUUCUCUGGAAAUAAAAUCACCUCGAUAACAGUAAACAGCAUAUCUCGCCCUGGAACCCCAAGUGAGCGCGCGGACUCCCGCAUCGAAGUAAUAACACCUGACGUCCAUUACUACGAUCCGUCAAGCCGCUAUACUCCCGACCUGCCGAACAGAAACCUUGUCCAAGCACCAACAAACUACAGAGAUUUUGUACAAACAACACCGCCAGCUGGUAGACGAGCAGAAAAUCCCCCUGACGGGGACGUCAAAGUCACGAAAAUUAUCCGCAAAGCCCCACCUAGCCCUGGAUCACACAGGAAGAUCUCGACAGGCAGCCAGUCCGGACGACCGAGAAGAGUUCCUCCCAAGGAAAAGCAGCCCGUGCUUAUUGCUUCAAUAGCUAAUUUCGAUAAUCAAGAACCGCGCAAAUACUCCUCUGUGAAACCGCCAAGAAUUAGUUCCGGUGCACAAACUGAUUUCUCCGAUGCAGGCAGCGAUAUUGUCCAACCUGGUGCCGAAAUAUCCAUUUCAAUUCAAGCUGGCUUGGACUUUGCAGGCAGCCAAAUAUCAAGAAGAAAAGGCAGCGAAGGAAAGUGUCAAGUAGAUCUGAUCAAUUCUCCGUCGCCAACUCCGCAGCCACGCACGCCUUCCAAUGUGUCUACGCGGGACUUUGUUCUUUCUCCGCCGCCAACUCCUCCUCCCCUAAAAAGAAAAACGUCAGAUCUUGCGGACGAGAUCAUCAGCAAAAAUGCAGAUAUGCUAUCUUCCUUCCCACCUCCACCGUCAGACAAUAACGCACCGAAUCCACACGAGCUUCAGAUUGGAAACGAGCUGGAAGGCCUGCCACCUGCUCAGGAACCUUCUUCUGGUAGUCCGAAAGUGCCACCGAAACCGCGUCUAGAUAGAAGAACUUCUUUAAAAUUGAAGCAAAGAGCGCAUAUCAGCUCACAAGAACUUCACAGAUCAAAAGCAGGAGUUUUUGACCUGGAGAAGCCGGAAACGCCAAUUUUCUCUGAUGCCGAGAAUUCUCACAUUUCCGGAGCAAUUAUUUCCGAUGGAAAGACUACUGCCGCGGAGGACACUGAGAUUGAAUCUGUCAGGGAAGGGAUAAAACCACAAAAAUACAGCUAG